AAAUCAAAUCUGACUUGAAACCUUUAAGACCCUUGAUAGUUCAAACUAUAAACAGGAUUAAAACAGAAAAAGAGGAGAAAAAGUUCAUGGAGACCAAAGCUUUUCAUGACGCACAAGAGAAACUCGGAAAGAACAGAGUCAUAAUGAUCAAGGGUAACACAGGAGACGGCAAGACUUCGACUGCCUUUCAACUCAUGGACUGGCUGAUCAAGGAGCAGCAAUGCAGGCAACCUCUUCAGCUUCAUGAAAUCAAGAAAUUAGAUAAAUUGUCUCCAGACUCGAGUCUGGUUACUUUUAUUGAUGAUAUUUUUGGAGAGAGAAAUGUUAGAAAUACGGAUGUAGCUGAGUGGAACAAAAGAAUUAAUAAUGUAAAAACACUGUUUGUAGAUCAACAAAUGAAGGCCAAUUUUUUGCUUGUUACUAUUCGUAAUGAAAUAUAUAAUGAUUUGAAAGAGCGAUCUUUGGAACCAGUUUUUACCAAAGAUAACCUUAUUGACAUGAGUUCGGACACAUACAGGAUUUUAGAGGAAAGAAAAGAACUUCUACAAAAAUAUCUGCCAAACAAUUAUAAAUGGGAAGAGAAAGAAAUAGAAAGUAUUGUAAAAUCUGCUUCAAGCAUUGGCUUUCCCCAAUGCUGCCACCUUUUCUAUAACUCCGUGGAAUUGCAGGCAAAACGUGGGGAAUUUUUUGAGAAACCUUUUAAAUUUUUGAAUGAAGCAUUGUCUAGAUUAUCAGAAUGUUGUGCCAUUUUGUUUCUUUUCCUCAAUGGAGGGGAGAUAAAAGUUAAAGAUCUAGACCCAAACAGUGAUAAAAUCAACAAAACAUUGUUAGAGGAAUCAUUUAAUAUUAAUCUGAUUGAUGGUGAGGAGGACAGAUCCUCAUUGAAGUACGAGAGAAAAGUAGGAUUUGUAAAAGAAAGUUUAGACAGAUUGCUAGGAUUUUUAGUGGUGAAGGAGAAAAAUUGGUUUGGUGAUGAAGUAUACAGAUUUAAUCAUGAUUCUGUACGUGUCACAGUAGCUCGUUUGUAUUGGAACAAAACACCAGUUGGUUAUAUACAGAAUUGUCCAGUGAAAUUCCUCGGUUAUCUCACAACCUCAAAAACAUCCACAGACAUGAUUGUUUUAUCAUCAGAUAAUUAUACACGUCUGUGUGAACGUCUGCUCCGAGAGUUUGAGUGUGAGGAGUAUGAUUAUGAUAGUAGAUAUAUUAUUAAGUCUCUAGAUGUAUGGAAAGAUCCCGUAUUUGUUGAAAGAUUCGAUGAGUUGUUGAAUGAGAAAAAAGUUGAUAAACGUGCUGUGUUAAAUACGGUAUGUAAAUAUGGUGUAAAAGAAUGUGGUUUAUAUCUUCUGAGUGUGGGAGUCAAACCUGACAAGUACACAGACUUGUGGUCAUUGAUUAUGUAG
Molecule: messenger RNA, 1403 nt
Organism: Ylistrum balloti
Lineage: Eukaryota; Metazoa; Mollusca; Bivalvia; Pectinida; Pectinidae
Exons: 2
Source: RefSeq, a predicted model, not a curated record